Molecule: messenger RNA, 868 nt
Organism: Zychaea mexicana
Lineage: Eukaryota; Fungi; Mucoromycota; Mucoromycetes; Mucorales; Lichtheimiaceae
Exons: 1
Coding region: 403-681 (92 amino acids)
Source: RefSeq, a predicted model, not a curated record
CUCCUCUUUCGUUCGUUCGUUCGUUUGCCUUGUUCGCGCAACACAGCACAACACAACAAACAGCAGCAGCAGCAGCAGCGUACACACGCACAAACAGCCACCCUUUACCGAGUCCAGUCCACAGUUCUUCCUUUAUGGUCCCUCAAGCUCUCUCUGUGUGUGUGUGAGGCCUCCCUCCCGCUCAAUCGCCCGAAAUAGCAGUUUCCGGUUUUGAUCGUAACCAAUCCAUCCUCGCCUGCCAAAAGAUUCAGACACUGUCGUUUGGCGAAUGAGAAGCCAAGUACCCCAACCAUCGCCUCUCCCUGUGCCUCUCCCCCGCCUGUCGGUCUCGCCGCUGCUAAAAAAACCAAUUGCAUAAAGAGUACGAGAACGGGCAUUUUGCUUAACCAAGGCGAGACCCCGAUGAUGUUACACAAGGGCCUUUUUUUUGUCUCGUGCUUUUUUUCGUUUGUUUGUUUUUGUCGUCGUCGUCGUCGUUGUUGUUGUUGUUGUUGUUACCGAUUGUUUGUUUCAGCCAUCUCCUUUUUACUCUCUCGCCUCGACCGUAGUCACUCACUCAAAGGGAAUUCGUAUAGAAAGGAUUGCCUGAUUCAUCCGCUCCACCCGAAAAGUGUGUUUGGAAAAACGUUUCCAACACUGACUUUUACCAUCUUGAACAAUGUUCCCGCUGUUGAGAGGUAGCCAUGCACGGCGUCAAAUCGAACUCACAGGCUACGGUUUUUUUUUUUACAUUACAUGACAUUACAUGCAGCAUGUUGGGGAGUUGGAGGGCCGCGCGAAAUAGAGAUAGAGAUAGAGAGACAGAGAGAGAGAGAGGGUGCAGCCAAGUUAUUAUGGCAAGUAGGCCUGAUGUGCGGGCGUGCAACAU